AUGUCGAGUUCCACUCAGUCCCAAUUCCUUGAGUAUCUUAAGAGCCUCAAGCUCAAAGACCUCCCCAACAUUGAGGCUAUCGCCCAACCGCGGAUCGACGUGUCUGUGUUUGAGCGUGGUCGGCGCCAUACAUGGAAUAACCGUGGCCUACUCAAGCAACCUGACCAAGUCUCACGCGGCGCUUACCUG
Molecule: messenger RNA, 189 nt
Organism: Fusarium odoratissimum NRRL 54006
Lineage: Eukaryota; Fungi; Ascomycota; Sordariomycetes; Hypocreales; Nectriaceae
Exons: 1
Source: RefSeq, a predicted model, not a curated record